Messenger RNA from Tachyglossus aculeatus (Australian echidna), 2741 nucleotides. It is a transcript of the gene PSMD11, whose product is annotated as proteasome 26S subunit, non-ATPase 11. Gene Ontology annotation, biological process: ubiquitin-dependent protein catabolic process. NCBI's taxonomy places the organism in Eukaryota, Metazoa, Chordata, Mammalia, Monotremata, Tachyglossidae. Gene Ontology annotation, molecular function: protein binding; structural molecule activity. The record is from RefSeq and is a predicted model, not a curated record. The coding region runs from base 19 to 1287 and encodes 422 amino acids. The transcript has 14 exons. Gene Ontology annotation, cellular component: proteasome regulatory particle, lid subcomplex.
GGAGCGAGAGCGGGUAAGAUGGCGGCGGCGGCCGUGGUGGAGUUCCAGAGAGCCCAGUCUCUCCUCAGCACCGACCGCGAGGCCUCCAUCGACAUCCUGCACUCCAUCGUGAAGCGCGACAUCCAGGAGAAUGACGAGGAGGCCGUGCAGGUCAAAGAGCAGAGCAUCCUGGAGCUGGGCUCCCUCCUGGCCAAGACCGGACAGGCGGCAGAGCUCGGAGGCCUCCUGAAGUACGUGCGGCCCUUCCUGAACUCCAUCAGCAAGGCCAAGGCCGCCCGGCUCGUGCGGUCCCUGCUGGACCUGUUUCUGGACAUGGAGGCGGCUACCGGACAGGAGGUGGAACUGUGCCUCGAGUGCAUUGAGUGGGCCAAGUCCGAGAAGAGGACUUUCCUGCGUCAGGCCCUGGAGGCCAGACUGGUGUCUCUGUACUUUGACACAAAGAGGUACCUGGAGGCGCUCCAGUUGGGCUCGCAGUUGCUGCGGGAGUUGAAGAAGAUGGACGACAAGGCGCUCCUGGUGGAGGUGCAGCUUUUGGAGAGCAAGACGUACCACGCCCUGAGCAAUCUUCCCAAAGCCCGCGCCGCUCUGACCUCUGCCCGGACCACCGCCAAUGCCAUCUACUGCCCUCCCAAGCUCCAGGCCACCCUGGACAUGCAGUCAGGCAUCAUCCACGCCGCGGAGGAGAAGGACUGGAAAACGGCCUACUCGUACUUCUACGAGGCCUUCGAGGGCUACGACUCCAUCGACAGCCCCAAGGCCAUCACGGCUCUGAAGUACAUGCUGCUCUGCAAGAUCAUGCUCAACACGCCGGAAGACGUGCAGGCCUUGGUGAGCGGGAAGCUGGCACUGCGCUACGCGGGGAGGCAGACGGAAGCCCUGAAAUGCGUGGCCCAAGCUAGCAAGAACCGGUCGCUGGCCGACUUCGAGAAGGCGCUGACGGAUUACCGGGCGGAGCUCCGGGACGAUCCCAUCAUCAACACGCACCUGGCCAAGCUGUAUGAUAACUUGCUGGAACAGAACCUGAUCCGGGUCAUCGAGCCUUUCUCCAGAGUACAGAUCGGACACAUAUCCAGCCUCAUCAAACUCUCGAAGGCCGACGUGGAAAGGAAACUGUCGCAGAUGAUCCUGGACAAGAAGUUCCACGGAAUUCUGGACCAAGGGGAAGGAGUCCUGAUCAUCUUCGACGAGCCGCCCGUAGAUAAGACGUACGAAGCCGCCCUGGAAACCAUCCAGAACAUGAGCAAAGUAGUGGAUUCACUCUACAACAAAGCCAAGAAGCUGACAUAGAGCUGGAUGGGGGUAGCUGUCGUUUGGAGAGUGUGUGUGGAGGAGAGUGAAACCUUUGGGGAAAAACUGCUAGGAGAUUAUGAUUUUUUUUUGGUUUUCUUUUUUCCUGUUCUUCUGUUCUACUUUUCGCCCGGAAAGUUUUUAAACUCCCUCACCCGGUGCGUCCGUCCCCCCAGCCGUUCCGGCGCCCCGGUCCCCCGCGUGACGUUUCCGGGCGGGGGUCGUCGGCCGGGAGCCCCCCGAGCGGCAGUGCGAGAUAAAAGAAACGGGCCGACGCUCUGCCGCUUGCUCUCCGGCCGGGGAGGAACCAGGGAGCCCGGUUUGGGGAGGGUCCCCGGUCGGGCCGGCUCCCCGCGCUUGGGAUUUCUCUCUCCUCUCUCCUCCCGACCGGGUGGUUCCUGCCCGUCCAAAGCAGCCGACUUUUUAUUCCGUUUGUACCGAAGCAAGAGGAAACCACCACCCCCCCCCCACCCAAAAAUCGAAACGACCGCGCAGAGACUUGCUGGUUUUCUCAUUUGAAGGGGGCCGAGUGUUUCCCCCGUUGCCCCCACCUCCCCCCAACCCCCAAGAAAAGGCUUCCAACCCCUCGUUGCGGGCCCUCCCGCGCGGCCCCCGUGUCCGACGGGGGGCCCGGGUGGAUGCGGGCUCCCGCGAAACCCACGACGUGUCCUCGUCCCCCGUCCACCGGACCCCCUCUGGCCCUCCCCGGGCUCGGAGACCACCCGGCCUCCGGUCUCCCCACCCCCUUGGCCCGACAGCCCACCCUGGGUCGGGAGGCAGUAGCAACAGCAGCCUCCUCCCGCCCCCCGCCUUCCUCCUCUCCCCCCGUCCCGCCGCUGCCGUCACCUGGAUUUAUUCCUUUUAGGAUCGCGAGCGUCGGAGAAUCGGGGCGGGGGGCACCUGGGACGCUCGCUCUCUGUCUCUCUCCAUCGGACCCCCGUCCCCGGGGUGGGGGUCUCCUCAUUUGCCCCUCGGAGUGAAACGCGUUGGGGCAGAGCCCUGUCCUCUGGCAUGUUUUUCGGUGAGACGGUGGCAAGGUUUCGGUGCCACGCGGGCGGCGAGAGCUUUCUCAUCCUGGAUGUGCCGAUCUCUCGCCCCUUCCUUGGUCUCGGGUCUCCCAUCUCUCUCCUGUCGCCUCCUUCCCCCUCUUUCUUUCUCCCCCCUCCCAGUUUGCCCCCUCCAGGUUUUCUUAAUAAAUUUAUAUUUUGUAAAAUGAUUCCGUCGUACCACGUUUUGCAUCCCCCCCCCCCCCUCCAUCCGACCGGCCGAAUCUCCCCGCUCUCGGUCCCGUCCCUCUUCUCGGCGUGAUUCUCCUCCGGCGCCCGCCCCGAUCCCCGGUCCGGUCACUGUUUGGGUUUUGGCACCGUCAAUAGCAAAUGUACAAACGGGUUCUUGCUGACCAACACCAGGUGUAUCUGAUGUUCAGAUGAGUUCCAAUAAAUUCCUUUUUUUUU